Zootermopsis nevadensis is the source of this 6731-nucleotide messenger RNA. RefSeq lists its product as uncharacterized. Lineage: Eukaryota; Metazoa; Arthropoda; Insecta; Blattodea; Termopsidae. The record is from RefSeq and is a predicted model, not a curated record.
GCUCACUUAUCAAUUAACCACUCUCGAGUUAAAUUUAUUUAAAAAGUGUUAAAACGGGACAUAAUCAUACAAUAGUGUCUAUUUUAACUAAUAUUUGCAGUGAUAAUUCAGUAAUGUUUCUCUUUUAAAUAGUAACGAGUUAAGAAAAUGGGAAAGAUUAUUUUCUCGACCGAAGUGUAUGCGAUUUAAACGGGUUUCGAAGUUACACGAGACGGUACAGGCUAAUCAUAUCCUAGAACACUGAAUUUUAUUGUGAAUCUGUGGUGUAAGAUUUUGGCCGUUAGUGUAUCGCAGAUUCAGGGACAGUAGCUACAAAAUGGUUGUUCCUAAAGCAAGUCUGAGGCCUCGUUGUUAAAAUUCACAAUUAUAUACUUGGCUGGAAUUUACUAGUUCAUGAAGUUUGCAGAUUUGACAUUUGGAACGGUGUCUGAAGUCGGGAUUGGUUUUCGACUGUCCUGUAGUAUUUACGACGGAAGUCUACAAGUUAAGUUAGAGUAAGGAUUACUUUCAUAACGUUAAGGAGGACUUUAAGUACUUUUUAAGAUUUCUCCUUAGGGAAUGGCAAAUGAGGCUGGUGAACAAGAAUUGCUCCAUGCCACUGAGAAUACAGGAGAAGAAGAUGAAGAUCAUGGGAAAGAAAAAGGAACUGGCAGGAAUAACCAAAAUGGAGAGGAAAUAGGAAGGAAGUAUAAUGAAGACAGUGUAAGACAAACUUCAGAUGGUAAUACAGAUAUUAAUACUGCUGCAGAUAGUAAUGUGGUGGUAGAAGGUAUGGACACACAAGGUAAUAUGGCUCCGGAAACAUCAGAUAAACUCAUGCUAGAGUUCAUUGAUGAGCCACCUGAUGGUUUCUUUGAUGAUCUUUUAAAAGAUGAUUUUUUGGAUAGCUUAGCCGUUGUUGAUAUGUGGAAUCCGGAUGCUGACGACAGCUGUGGAAGUGAUGCCGGUGGCAAGAAGCUGCAUAAAGAUGGAAGGGAGACAGAUGAUAAUAAAAGACAGACUGCGUUAGAAGAUACAAAAAUAAAAUAUACAGAAGUCUCUGCUGACAAGAGUACAGAGGGUAGGAGCAGAAGAGAUAGUGAUGGUCACAGGAGGAAGGGUGAACAUACCAGCCAAAGUAGUAGUAAAAGACAUGUCAGAACUUCUGUGGAGACCAAGAUUAAGAGCAGCAGGGAUAGAAGCACUGAAAGAAAGGUAUGCAGAAGAGAUAAAGGUGGCAGUGGUGACCGCUUGCACAGUAUAGAAAAUGUUAGGCAGAAAGGAUGUAAAAGAAUGAGGGAAAGAAGCAGAGAAAGAAAGGAAGACAGGGAAAAAGUUGAUAGGAAUAGUAAACAAAGAAACAUAUACAGAAGAGAGAGAGGCAGUAGGGAAAACAGUUCAGAAAGAAAUAUACAUACCAGAGGUAGAGGAGACAAGGAAAAGAAUAUGGAAACAAAUAUUAGCACAAAUGAAAGAGUUAAAAGUACAGAAAGACUUGUACAAAAAGAAGACAGAAGUAGGAAUAUAGACCGAGUGUCGCGCAGGUACUCUUACCAGUACAGAGUAAGUAACAAGGUCAGUACUGCAGAUGUUAGCGCUAAAAGAAAGAAGUGUGGUUUGCGGCUUGGCGUGAGUGAUGUAGGUGUUGAAGGAGAUGUCUCAAGUGAAAGCAUUAGGAAGGGGAAAAAUUCUGACACUGAUGUGGCUAACAGAGAAACUCAGAUAGAAUCCAUUCAUAAGGAACAUAAUUUAGAGAAAGAAAUGUCCCAAGGAAUUCCAGGUAUGGUUAGGCAUGGAGCUGAAAACAGAGUAAUUAGUGAAGUGGCAGGCAGUCAGAGCCAUGCAAUUACAAACCUUAAUAAUCCACCAUUAAAUAGUACGAAGCUUGACACAUGUAUAAAAGAACUGGAUGACCUUGUUCCUCCUGGUACAGAGGACAGUUUUAUCCUUUACGCAAGAGAUGAAGCUGCAGACGUAAAUGAGUUUGAAGCAGAAGGUAAUAAAGAUGCAAUGAGUCACACUAUGCUUAGGUCUGAAAAAUCGUCCAAGCAUCUUAUCGUGGGAACAGAAAGUGCAAACAAAGAAAUUUAUGUGAUAAGUAGAAAGAUCGAUGAACAUAAAAUAUUGGAUAAUGUUGAAAGUGAGAAAGUUUCUUCAUGCACUGCCAGACUGGACGUACAUAAGAGAACGGAAAGAAUUAAUUAUCCGCAUGAAAGGAAAAGGAGGAGAUCUGAGUCAAACAGGUCAGAAGGGAGGAGGCAUGCAUCUUCAGAGAGCAAGAGAAAACAUGAUUAUUUAUAUGAAGAAAGGAAAGGGAGACAUCAAAAGAGUUCAUGUGGAGAAAAGAAAAUUAAUUCUUCAAGUUUAGAGAGAGUGUGUAAAGAGUCAAGAAUGAAGAAUGAAGUGUUCAAUGAGCAAAUCAAAAAUAAGAGAGAAUAUAGCUUAAGAUCUCAAAGUAGAGAAAAGUGGCAAUGCCAUAGUGAUCUACACAGAUUAAAGAGAAGAGGAGAUGAUCAGAAUGACCCUAGGCGAUCACGAUCUGGUAGCAGAGACAAGAAACAUGAAUUAUCUGUAAGACAAGAAAGAAUGGGAAGGUCUAGAAGCCGGGACAGACAGUACAGGAAGAUUGAGAAUGUUAUCAGGCGAUCGCAUUCUGGGAUCAGAGAUAAGCAACUUAAAUUGUCUCUAGAACAAGAAAGAAGUGGUGAAAAGCAGCACAGAAGGGCAUCAAGUGAAGAUAGAUGUCAAUCUGAUGUUGCUGCAAGAACUUUAAGGGGAAAGAAGGAUGUUCAGAAUUACAGCAGAAGGUUGGUAAGAUCUGUGAGUAGAGAUAGACAGCAUAAAUCUUCUCUACCAGCGAGAAUGUCAAGAUCCCAUAGUCGAGACAGACAGCUUAGGACUGCGUCCAGUAAAUAUCGAGACAGGCAAGGAAGAUACAGAAGAUCAGGGAGUCGGGCCAGGGAAAGGAGGAGGAGAUCAUUGUCAAAGAGCAGGCUGUCCCCAAGUUGUGAUAAAUUUAAGCAGAGAGCACCGAAUCUCUCUCCUGUCUCUGUGGGGCAAAUGUCCUCAUCCCACAGUCUUUCAUUUGAUUUGUCUCUUAUAUCAUCGGAUAGAGAACGAUGGCGGUCUUCGUCUCGUUCGCUUAGCAGAGAACGAAGAAGUCGUGAGUAUCGAAGAAGCUAUCCUGGUUCUUCAUUUUCGCCUGUUAGUAGUGGAUCGACAUUUUCGCGUUCAGGCAGUUUUGUGUCCCUAUCUUCGUUGUCUGAUGAGAAAAGACAACGGAGAAGGAAGCGUUCACCAUUUUGGAAGGAAAUGGAACGUAAAUUUGCAACAGAUUUGUGCAGAAACGUUUAUGAUCAGUCGACAGCCUACGCUUUCCCUUCAUCAGCCGGAACAGCACUGCCUGAGUGUUACAAUCCCAGCAGUCAUCCAUCGACUUACAGUUCCGCUGCUGCCUUUCAUCCUGUUGAUCCUACUGCGUACAGUCAUAGCUACCCACCUGGACCUGGACCUGGACCUGGUUUCUCACCUGCUGUAAUUCAGCCUCCUCCGCCAGAUAACAACAUUGUCCCUCCCUCUUUUGGGUCUGCCCCUCCACAUCAUCUUGAACAACCUUCUGUCCCCCCAGUUAUGCCCCCAACACCAGUAGCCCCUCCGGUAUAUUUUGUGCCCCCUCCCAUUACCGCUUCUCCUGUUCCCAUGGGAUUCACUGGUCAACCAGUACCAUUCACCUUCAGUAGUGAGUUUUCUUCAUCAAAAGAUGUGUUCCACCAAUCAUUAUUCAGCAGUGAGGAGCCUCAACACCCUACGGUAGUGCCUCCGCCACCAAAAAUAUCACAGUCUGGUGAUGGAAAGAAAGUUAGCCUUUCAAGUCUUCUAGAAGCUUCUGCUAAAGCUGGUGGCUCAACUAAAAAGAAGCAGAUGUCAGUUGAUCCAUUGCUGGUGGUUCGUUGUGAAGAAGCUAUUAACACGCUUCAAGCUGAUGGUGGUGUGACUUUGUUCCCUUCUGGUCAUCUUGUUCUACAAGAAUCACCAGGGCCGUAUACAUCGACUGCAUCAGUUAGCCAGACUUUUUUACAAGGUAUCAAUACGUUCCGGUCACCCAUCCUGCGAACACCAGAUUUGCAUCUCAGUUUUACAAGUUCUACUGUCUGUGAUAACACAUCAGAGCAGUCCUAUUGUCUUCCAAAAAUGGACUUAGCUACAUCUGCAGAAGGGCAUUCGCAAAUCAGUGGUGAACCACAUGAUCCUCAUGCUGUUACAUCUUCAUUUGCACCAGUUUUUACAGAGUACUUGAAAUCAUAUGUAGAUUCUUCAUCAAUGACUGAUAUUAGUGGUGAUGUGAAAAAGGUGUCAGAAAAACCAGAGAAUUGUUUGUCUUGUUUGGAAUACAAGAAUAGAAUUAUGGUUUGGAAUUCAACCCAGACAGAACCAAUUGUGAAAACUGGCGAUAAAAUUACGGAUUGGAAUUCAACCCAAAUACCAUGUGUAAGUGUAGAAAGUGUGGGGAUACAGGCACAGAUUUGUAGACUUCGGCCUCUGUGUAAGUGGGCUCCUCGUAAUAAAGAGUCUCGUAAAGUACACGUAGCAAGGGAAGAUGAUGAUGUGAAGAGUGGUAGUGCUAAGGAAGCUGUGAAUAGACGUAGUUCUGCUUCUCAUUCUAAUGCAAGCAGGACUUCACAUUGGCGCUCCGAUACGACACCCACAGCUGCUCUGAGGGAGGACAAAAAUAAAGAAGCUUCAUCUGAAUCCAAAUACCAGUCACCAAAGCCAACUUGUUCAUCUGCAUCAUCAGCUAAUAAGAGUAGUUACAGUGGUGAUGGAACCUAUUAUAAAACUUCCACAUAUCAAGCUUAUGUAAGUAACCGUGAUAAAAGUUUAUUUUCACUUUAUUCUGGUGGUAAUAGUGAUAAAAAAAGUGUAGUGUCAUCGGUUUCUUCUCAGGGAACUGGACCUCCAAAAGGAAUUUUGAAGAAUUCAUCUCAGGUGACACCGUCGCCUUCAUCACAGACGCAGUGGCAGCAGUCAUCAUUCCAGAAGAAUUGUGAUGUGCCUGGAUAUUCAGUGACAUCGAAACCUGGAAGUGUGAGAGAGUAUGGAAACACUCCUGUUUUGUUUGCAACGAGAAGCAGUUCCAGUUUUGGUGGGAUGGGAACUAGCAGUGCAGAGCAGUCACCUGCCUCAGGCACAGGACCUGCCAUGUUUCAUAGUGCUGCUGCAUGUGUUCCUAAAUUUGGGAAUCCUGGCGUUAGAAGUACUCUCGACAGAGACGAGAACUUCUAUGAUAUGCAUCGCAGCCAGCCUCCGUGUUUACUCCGAGGGAGUGGAAAUGCAGGAGCUGGCCUCAGCAUGCCGCCAUUCCAGCAGCAGAGUUCUGUGGCCUUCCGACAAACAGGCAAUCCAUCCAUGAACCCAUACAAUGCAGGCCCACACUAUUGAACAUCUGGUAAUGGAAAAGACUUUGAUGUUGUGGUACUGUUUCAUGUUCUUGAAGUAUCUUUGUUGCAAUAUAUAUUAUCUCUUUAUAGUUACAUGUGGUAUGUAGGAGUUGCUGUGACAUUACUAACUACGUGAAUAUUUCCUGUGGUAGUUUUCCAUUUUGUAUUUCCAGCUGAAGAAUGGGAGUUGACUAUUCCGUGGUCUUCGCGUUGUACGUCCUUAGCUACCUGAGUAUGUGAGAUUUCAGUUAACGUCAGUAAUACAGAUGUGGAAUUAAAGGGAACACUGUAUACUUUGUCAAGGUAAUUACAGCAGGUUAUUUGUUAAUACACCACUGGUUAUUAAUAUACUUAUAACCAAGUCUCUUUUGUGUUUGAAGCACCAUAAUUUCUACUAGUAAUGUUUGUGUAAGUAUAUGAUUAUAUGAAACUAAGUAAUUAAAUUGAAAUAAAAGCCGUGUGUAUGGUAUUACAGAUAUUGAAAGUAUGGGAAAUUGGGAAUCGCAACUAAUAUCCAUGUCACGUGCUGAUGAUAUUUAUGUAUAUUGCUUUGGACAAGAGUGUUACAGUGAUUAGAUCCUCUACCCUUCACCCAUUCCCUAUAUUUUUUGUGCCACGUUCUCACUCUGCCAGAAGCGUUGUGGCUGAUUUAUGAGAAUAUGACUGUGUUAACGUUCUUUACAUACGGUAGACAAAAGAACAGGUUCUCAUGUCUUCGAAGGGAUACUUAUGAAUUGUGAGUAGUUUUUGCUGUGUAAUAAAAAUAUUUGUGAAUAUGGAUAUACUCACGUUUUUAGCAAGCAAAAAUAUGUUAUUUUCCAUUUAUUUAUUAGAAAAUUUAUGUUGAUGAUACUCUGACAAUGAUAGAAUUCUCUGAAGUGUUACAGUGAUAUUUCAGUUAAGGAACAAUUUUAGAAGUGUGGUAGCAGUGAAAAGUGAAAGCAUCAUCCAAGCAGAUGGCAUCCUUCACAUGGCAGUUUGCCCAGGGGGAGAGAAAACAGGGGACCCAUAAAGCAUAGACAACCCACAUCUCAACUAGACAUUGACGUUAAUUUUUAUGUUGUAAAUACAUACAGUGUUUAUAUUAAGUUGCUAAGGACAUGAACUCUUUUUUGGUGAACAUAAUUUAGACCAAAUAUAAUAAUGAACUGAUACCUCAAGGUAUAGUGCUCUAUGAUGAAUUUACUUUGGUGUUUCAAAGUCUGCACUGUGUUAAUAUUGUAUAUGUAAUACACUGUAAUGUCUUUAGAAUGACAUGUUUUCUUUAUUGGUGUAAGUCUAUGUUGCAGUAAUAAAAUGGAUAUAAGAGGCACA